Messenger RNA from Racocetra fulgida, 786 nucleotides. The record is from the annotation of a GenBank genome assembly. NCBI's taxonomy places the organism in Eukaryota, Fungi, Glomeromycota, Glomeromycetes, Diversisporales, Gigasporaceae.
AAAUAAUCGAAGAUUGUGAGAAAUGUAAAAAGAAUAUGAGGUGUGAUGCAAAAUACCCGAUAAUAUGUGACAAUUGUCUUCAUGAAGUAUUAAAAAUAGAAUUUGAUAACUGGACUAGUGGAGAUUCAUUAAUUGAUGAACUCAUUAGAAAAGCUCAGCUAUCAUUACCUUAUAAUCGGUAUCCUGAAUGGAUUCCAUGUGAUUCUUUCACUGAAAUACAAUAUAUUAAAGGUGAAUUUGGUGUAGUAAUUUCUGCAAAAUGGAGCCAAGGAGCCAAAAGAAUGCAAAGUUAUGGCAAUAGGCGUCACCACACUCGAUCAGGUCCCUGCAAAAUUAUUCUAAAGAAAUUUAUGAAACAAUCUUUAUCUACAGAAAUGCCGCUUUAUUGUUGUUUAUACGGAAUUACCCAAAAUAUUUCAACAUCAGAAUAUUUACUUGUAGAUUCCACGUCUCCAUGCGACAUUUGUCUCCGUAAAAUGUUAAAAAGUGAAUUUUCUAAUUGGUCAAGUGGAAAUUUAUUAAUUGAUGAAUUUAUUAAAAAGGCGCAGCUGUCAUUACCUUAUAAUCGGCAUCCUGAAUGGAUUCCAUAUGAUUCUUUCACCAAAAUAAAAUAUAUUAAAAGAGAUGAAUUUGGUGCCGAAUGGAACCAAGGAGCCAGAAGAACACAAAGUUCUAAUAAUGAACACUAUUACAUUCGAUCAGGUCCCCGUGUGGUUGUUUUAAAGAAAUUGAAAGAUAUAAAUCAGCUUUCAAUGAUAGAAAUACGCUGCCAAGAUUCAUUAUAUU